AUGAUAGCUAGAAUUUUAUCCAUUUUGAUUUUUGUUAUGUUCAUGGUUAAGUCUUUGCAUUCUCACAAGUCACAACCAAAGAAAUUACUUAUAAUAUCUAUGGAUGGAUUUCGAUGGGAUUAUAUCAACAAAAUUCCAGGCAAAACGCCCAAUUUUGACAGAUUUAAGACAGAGGGGGGUUAUGCUCAAAAUGGCAUGAAGAAUAUUUUUGUAAGUUCGACUGCCCCUAAUCACUACGCUCUAGUAACAGGAUUGUACAGUGAAAGCCAUGGAAUAAUUGGCAAUACAAUUUAUGACCCACGUUUUAAUGAGACAUUUAGCCUUUUUAAUUCAACACAGCAAUAUGACAGUAAGUGGUUUGAUAAUGGAGGAGAACCAAUCUGGGUAACAAAUCAAAUACAAAGUAGUGAACAUAGAUCAGGCAGUAUUGCAUGGCCUGGUAGCUAUGCAGCAGUGAAUGGAAUAGUACCAACACGUUUUAUACUCACACAAAGGCUUUAUUAUCAUAAUCCAGCUCCCUAUAGCUUUAAAUCUAGAAUAGACACAAUCAUAAAAUGGUUUCGAGAAAAAUAUCCCAUCAAUUUAGGAUUGUUAUAUUUUGGAGAACCUGAUGAACAGGGUCAUGAACAUGGUCCUGAAUCACAAGAAGUAAAAGAUAUGAUUCAGUUAUUAGAUGGUACACUAGGUUAUUUAUUAGAACAAUUAAAGAAAUAUGGUUUAGAAGAUGAGAUAAACAUCAUAUUGACAUCAGAUCAUGGUAUGACAUCAGCACCCCUAGAUAAAGUUGUUAUUUUAGAUGACUAUGUAGAUCCUACAGAUUAUCAAGUAUUUGGUGUUAAUCCUGUCACCAAUAUUCUCCCUAAUGAAGGAGAAAAAGAAACUAUUUAUAAAAAGUUUAAAGAAGCUUCAGAGAGUACUAAGGCUUUUGAUGUUUAUUAUAAAGAAGACCUACCAGUAGAAUAUCAUAUAAAAAAUAACAUUAGAAUACAACCUAUAGUUCUUAUAGCACAUAUUCAUUAUACUUUAGUUUAUAAUAUAUCUUCGGACAGAAACCAUUCAUUGGGAACACAUGGGUAUAAUAAUAGUUUACAAGAUAUGCAUCCAUUUUUUAUGGUAAAAGGCCCAUCAUUCAAGGCUGGUGCAACUAUAGAGACUUUAAAUAAUGUAGAUAUAUAUAGUUUAAUGUGCCAUUUAUUAGACUUGAAACCAGCACCAACUAAUGGUAGUUUAGAUUUAGUGAGAGAUUUAUUAAAAGAAGAUGAUGAACAUACUGUUGUCACUUUUGCAACAUACAUAGGUAUAUUAGUUUUUAUAGCAUUAAUUGCUGGUGUAUUUACUAUGGCUGCAUGUAGACAACAUCGAAACAUGAAACGUAAACAGAGACAAAUGACUUUACCUGGUGGUGUUCAAUUUUCAACUAUAUUACAACGUGAAUCUAAAUUACCGUUGUUAUCAGAAGAGUCCGAUGAUGAUAGUUUGUAG
This is a messenger RNA of Lottia gigantea (owl limpet), 1482 nucleotides long. RefSeq lists its product as hypothetical. The coding region runs from base 1 to 1482 and encodes 493 amino acids. The transcript has 4 exons. The record is from RefSeq and is a predicted model, not a curated record. NCBI's taxonomy places the organism in Eukaryota, Metazoa, Mollusca, Gastropoda, Lottiidae.